Molecule: messenger RNA, 652 nt
Organism: Moneuplotes crassus
Lineage: Eukaryota; Ciliophora; Spirotrichea; Euplotida; Euplotidae
Source: the annotation of a GenBank genome assembly
GGAGAAAUGGUAAAGGAUAUCACCCCAGAACUAGCUCAAGCAGUCAUAAAUGGAAAAUUCUUACACUGAAAAGACAUUCAUGACCAUACUUGCGAGUAUGAGGCUAUUGAAAGAUUCUUCAAAGUGAUGAACAUUGCAUGGAAGUUCUAUCUGCCAAUUCAUGCUAUUCCUACCUUAACUUUCCAGUUCAAGUUAUUAAGAAAGAGGCCUUUUCAAUUUUGCUACAAAUUAAGCAAGAAUGUGCUGAGAUCAUGCCUAUUUUUGGCAACCUACAUCGUAGUCUUCAGGUACGGUCUCUGAUUCUUCAAGAAUCUUAGAGGUAAAAUUGACAGAAGAGUAGUUAUCUACUCUGGCUUCAUCAGUGGAUUUGGCCUCUGCUGGGAGCCACAAGGCAGAAGAACAGAGCUUGCUCUGUACUUCCUACCUCGUUUCAUUGAAGCCUUCUGGGCUUGGUGCAAAAAGAGACAAUGGGUUACUCCAAUCCCAUACGGAGAAGUGAUUCUCUUUGCUAUAGCAAUGGCUAUUCUUAUGUAUUGCUACCAAAACGAACAGAAGAAUAUCAAGAAGACCUACCUAUCCAUCUUCAAAUACUUCUGGGGAGAAAACUAAGAGGUGUACAUCGAGCAAUGACGUAUUUUCAAUCUUAAGUUUC